Molecule: messenger RNA, 4833 nt
Organism: Siniperca chuatsi (mandarin fish)
Lineage: Eukaryota; Metazoa; Chordata; Actinopteri; Centrarchiformes; Sinipercidae
Gene: abcc4
Product: ATP-binding cassette, sub-family C (CFTR/MRP), member 4
Exons: 31
Coding region: 161-4114 (1317 amino acids)
Biological process (GO): monoatomic ion transport; transmembrane transport
Cellular component (GO): plasma membrane
Molecular function (GO): chloride channel activity; ATP binding; ABC-type transporter activity
Source: RefSeq, a predicted model, not a curated record
UUUGAGGUGCUGCUAGUUUAUGUCCCUAAAGGCACACGUAACGCACCUUUGGUUGCCGACAUCCACACGUGUGUGCUUCGAAGUAACACCACAAAACCUAAGAACAGUUUUCAGAGGGGGAGAAAGUUGAAAGGAAACUACCGUGUGAGUGCGGACUACCAUGGAAGAAGCCAGUAAAGAUGUCAAGACCAACCCGGCAGCGACGGCGAACAUAUUGUCCAAGAUAUUUUUCUGGUGGCUCAAUCCUUUGUUCCGCACUGGAUACAAACGCAGGCUGGAGGAAGAUGACAUGUACGAAGUGCUCACGGAGGACAGGUCGGAGAGACUGGGACAGGAUCUGCACAGAUACUGGGAUCAUGAGGUCCAGAAGGCUACCAAAGAGCUGCGAACACCUAGACUCUCCAAAGCCAUCAUUAAGGGCUACUGGAAACCAUAUGCAUUGCUGGGACUCUUUACCCUCAUUGAGGAGGUCAUUAAAGUGAUCCAGCCGGUCAUCUUGGGGAAAAUGAUUCAGUACUUUGAGAAUUACGACCCAGACAACAAGACUGCUCUUUACGAGACUCUCGGCUAUGCAGCCGCCUUGUCUACCUGCACCAUCGGCCUGGCGCUGCUCCAUCACCUCUACUUCUACCAUGUACAGAGAACAGGCAUGAAGAUCAGAGUGGCCAUGUGUCACAUGAUCUACAAGAAGGCUCUGUGUCUCAGCAGUACAGCCAUGGGAAAGACUACCACAGGCCAGAUUGUCAACCUCCUCUCUAAUGACGUCAACAAGUUUGAUGAUGUGACUAUCUUCCUGCACUUCCUGUGGGUGGGGCCCCUCCAGGCAGCUGCGGUCGUGGGGCUGCUGUGGGUGGAGAUCGGUCCAUCAUGCUUGGCAGGCAUGGUGGUCCUCAUGUUUCUGAUGCCAGCGCAAACCAUGUUUGGAAGGCUCUUUUCUAAGUUCAGGAGUAAGACAGCUGUUCUGACUGACAAAAGAAUCCGCACAAUGAACGAGGUGGUGUCUGGAAUUAGGAUCAUCAAGAUGUACGCCUGGGAGAACCCCUUUGCUGCUCUGGUCUCUGAGGUCAGAAGGAAGGAGAUCUCCAAGAUCAUGAAGAGCUCCUACCUACGAGGUCUCAACAUGGCCUCCUUUUUCUGCGCCAGCAAGAUCAUCGUCUUCAUCACCUUCACCCUCUAUGUCCUUCUGGGAAAUACCAUCUCAGCCAGCCGUGUGUUUGUGACGGUGUCGCUGUACACUGCUGUGCGACUCACCGUCACACUCUUCUUCCCCAGUGCCAUCGAGAAGCUGUUUGAGUGCCGUGUCAGCAUCCGCAGGAUUCAGGAGUUCCUGAUGCUGGAUGAGAUCACAAAAAGCAGUGCUGCACUGCCCCAGGAUGAGAAGAAGGACGCCUCAGUGGAGAUCCAGGACCUGACCUGCUACUGGGACAAGAGUCUGGAUGCUCCGUCUCUGCAGAACGUCUCCCUCACUCUGAACUCAAAUCAGCUGUUGGCUGUAAUUGGACCAGUGGGAGCUGGAAAGUCCUCACUGUUGAGCUCCAUCCUGAGAGAGCUGCCUUAUGAAAAGGGGGUGCUGAAGGCCAAAGGUCAGCUGACCUAUGCUGCCCAGCAGCCCUGGGUGUUCCCUGGAACCAUCCGCAGUAACAUCUUGUUUGGGAAAGAGCUCAACCCGCAGAAGUAUGAGAGAGUCAUCAGAGCCUGCGCUCUAAAGAGGGACCUGGAGCUGCUCCCAGAUGGAGACCUGACACUGAUCGGGGACAGAGGAGCCACACUCAGCGGGGGACAGAAGGCUCGCGUCAACCUGGCGAGGGCUGUGUAUCAGGAUGCAGACAUCUACCUCCUGGAUGAUCCUUUAAGUGCUGUGGAUGCUGAGGUUGGGAGACACCUCUUUGAACAGUGUAUCUGUGGCCUGCUGAAGAACAAGCCUCGUAUCCUGGUCACGCACCAGCUGCAGUACCUGAAGGCAGCCGACCAGAUUGUUGUCCUCAAGGAGGGUCACAUGGUGGCAAAGGGGACGUAUACAGAGCUGCAGCAGUAUGGAGUGGACUUCACCUCCCUGCUGAAGAAGGAGGAGGAGGAUGAGCAACAACAGCCUCCUCAAGACAUCCACACCAGGGACAGAACUCUGUCCCAGAACUCUGUGCUCUCACAGACUUCCUCUGUUCACUCGGUCAAAGAUGGAGACCAGUUACCGACAGAGACGGUGCAGACAGUAGCAGAGGAGAGUCGCGCUCAGGGAACCAUCGGUGUGAGUCUGUAUAUCAAAUACCUGAGAGCUGGAGGCAACAUCAUGAUUCUGCUAGCUGUCAUACUGGUUAACGUUCUGGCUCAGGUAGCAUACAUCAUGCAGGACUGGUGGCUGGCUUACUGGGCUGACGAGCAAGAGAAGCUGAAUGCUAACAGCACCAUCAUCCAAAACGGACAAAACAUCACCGCAGAGCUGAAUACAAACUUUUACCUGGGUGUUUAUGGAGGUUUGACUGUAGCCACCAUCAUUUUUGGUUUCAUCAGGAAUUUGGUCCUGUUCAACGUGCUGGUGAGGGCUGCACAGUCUCUGCACAACCGCAUGUUCAACGCCAUACUCAGAACACCAGUGCACUUCUUUGACAUCAACCCUAUUGGAAGAGUCUUAAACAGGUUUUCAAAGGACAUUGGCCAGCUGGAUUCUAACAUGCCGUGGACUUUUGUGGACUUCAUUCAGGUGUUCCUGCAGAUUCUCAGUGUGAUCGCUGUGUCAGUGUCGGUGAUCCCCUGGAUCCUCAUCCCUGUGCUCCCCCUCCUCCUCUUCUUCCUCUACCUGCGUCGCUACUUCCUGCAGACCUCCAGAGACAUCAAACGCCUCGAGUCCACCACUCGGAGUCCAGUCUUCUCCCACCUGUCGUCGUCUCUUCAGGGCCUGUGGACGAUCCGGGCCUUUGGAGCAGAGGAGAGGUUCCAGAAAGCCUUCGAUGCCCAUCAGGACCUGCACUCAGAGGCCUGGUUCCUGUUCCUGACCACCUCUCGCUGGUUCGCUGUCCGCCUCGACGGCAUCUGCUCCAUCUUUGUUACUGUCACCACCUUUGGCUGCCUGCUGCUCAGAGACCAGCUGGACGCUGGCUCUGUUGGUUUGGCUCUGACCUACUCUGUCACACUGAUGGGCAUGUUCCAGUGGGGUGUUAGGCAGAGUGCAGAGGUGGAGAACAUGAUGACGUCAGUGGAGAGAGUGGUGGAGUACACUAAACUGGAGAGUGAAGCACCCUGGGAAACCCAUAAGCGUCCUCCUCCCGAUUGGCCCAGCAAAGGCCUGGUGACGUUCGACCGGGUCAGCUUCUCCUACAGCGACAACGGACCGCGGGUGCUGCAGAACCUGAAAGCAAUGUUCCGACCCAAAGAGAAGGUUGGCAUUGUGGGUAGGACGGGCGCUGGGAAAAGCUCUCUGGUCUCAGCUCUCUUCCGCCUGGCGGAGCCUCAGGGAAAUAUCUACAUCGAUGGUGUUUUGACCUCAGAGAUCGGCCUCCAUGAUCUGCGCCAGAAGAUGUCCAUCAUUCCUCAGGACCCAGUGCUGUUUACAGGCUCCAUGAGGAAGAACCUGGACCCUUUUAAUCAACACACAGAUGAAGAACUGUGGAAAUCUCUGCAAGAGGUGCAGCUCAAGUCUGUGGUGGAGGAGCUGCCUGGUAAGUUGGAGACAGUUCUGGCUGAGUCGGGCUCCAACUUCAGCGUGGGCCAGAGACAGCUGGUGUGUCUGGCCAGAGCCAUCCUGAGGAAGAACCGCAUCCUCAUCAUCGAUGAGGCCACGGCCAACGUGGACCCCAGGACAGAUGAACUGAUCCAGAAAACCAUACGGGACAAGUUCAGAGAAUGCACUGUGCUGACCAUCGCUCAUCGUCUCAACACCAUCAUAGACAGCGACCGCAUACUGGUUCUAGAUGCAGGGAAAAUCCAUGCCUACGAUGAGCCUUACACCCUGCUUCAAGAGCCAGAUGGCAUCUUUUAUAAAAUGGUUCAGCAGACUGGGAAGCAGGAGGCAGCAGCUCUGUUAGAGGCAGCUAAACAGGCUUACGACAGUAGGAGCCGUCCCAACAUAUCAAAUGGACAUGCAGACGGUAACUUGGUAAUCUUUGAGACAGCUCUGUGAGCUCUAACUCACUGCUUUGACAGAAGACUUCAGAAAGUGCCUGGGCUCAUGCUGCGCCCCUCCAGCCUCUGGUGACAGCACACAGGGCCUGGAUAGAAAGGCCUCAUCCGCUCCAGCUGCUGAAGAGACAGCUGCUGCAGACAGGAUGUCCGGCCUCAGUAUGGCCUUGUACCAAAUAUACGCACACUAGGCUGCUGUUUGCUUCAAGCUGAGAGAGCUUGGAAAUCACUGCUGUAAAAGCUGUUGACAGCGAUCACUAUUUAUUGUAUGUUAACCAAUUGCUGCUGAGUAUACUGAUGCCUUGGAGAAAUUGCUUUUUAAUGGCUGUAUAAUCCUUAGAAGUGCCUUAUUUCAGGUUUGCACGUGUUAAUUUAACCAAUCGUAGAUAUAGCUCGAUCAAGUUGCUUCUGUUAGAUUUGAUAAUCAAUAAGCCUGUACAACCUGUAUUUACAAACAAAGUACGCAGGAGUGUCUGCGCGCUCAGUAUGUCUUUGCACAUUGUGUUGAAAUUUACUAAUCUACAACCUUGUUGAUCCAGCCUUUAGAAAGAUUUCCUUUAUGUACUGUUCCUAUUCACUCCCAUGAUGUUAAAGUUUACAGGGAGGAAGAUCAGGUGGCAGCCUGAACACAGCUGACAUGGAGUGUGAUAAAUUAUUUGACACUGUUGUUUUAAUUGCCAAUUUGUUAUGUCAAAUGCUGCAUAAACACCUCCAACCUUA